AUGGCACUGAAAACACCCCAUGAUAUUCAUCCAAAAUAUUCAGAUCAACGAUAUAAACUCGAGCGCCGUCGCAAACUUGGUAUUUUCACCGCUAUUUUUUGGGUUAUAUCAUGGAUAAUCUUGCUUUCAUUCAUUCCACUCUUUAGACAUGUCAUGAUUAAGUCUUGUAUUAAAUUCAUACCAAAAAGCAACAUGAAUAUCGACUUCCGUUACGAAAAUGUGAUUCAAUACGGUCAUCCAGGAAAACGUUAUCCCAAUACGAUCCAAGAAGACGAUUUUGAAAAAAUCUUCAAUAAAACUAUGAUUUCUCCAUUCGGUUUUGAAGAGACAUGGGCGCCACCUUCUACAAUUUUUGUGAAUUGGCCAAUGGAAGUUAUUGACAAGCCAGUUAUUCUUGAAGACUUUACAGUUAGCGUUGAUCGUCCAGAUGCCGAUGAAUUAUAA
Molecule: messenger RNA, 444 nt
Organism: Trichomonas vaginalis G3
Lineage: Eukaryota; Parabasalia; Trichomonadida; Trichomonadidae
Exons: 1
Coding region: 1-444 (147 amino acids)
Source: RefSeq, a predicted model, not a curated record